Paramecium tetraurelia is the source of this 734-nucleotide messenger RNA. RefSeq lists its product as uncharacterized. The transcript has 3 exons. Gene Ontology annotation, biological process: regulation of transcription by RNA polymerase II. Gene Ontology annotation, molecular function: DNA-binding transcription factor activity, RNA polymerase II-specific; RNA polymerase II cis-regulatory region sequence-specific DNA binding. NCBI's taxonomy places the organism in Eukaryota, Ciliophora, Oligohymenophorea, Peniculida, Parameciidae. The record is from RefSeq and is a predicted model, not a curated record. Gene Ontology annotation, cellular component: PcG protein complex; transcription regulator complex.
AUGCAACACGACUCUGAAAGCGAAUAAUAGUAUUUCAACGAUGCUGAUGAAUACUUUCUCAAUCUACCACAAAAAUGUUGGGAAUUCAAACGAGUAAGAGUACCUAAUAUACUCCCCGGAGCCAAAGAUAUCUACAUCAAGAAGUGGGUAAAAGUCAAUGAUGUUUAUGACACCAAACAAUAAAAGCCCAGAAUUAAUUAUUAAGCCUCCAUCAACAGAACACAUCAGGAAUUACAGAGACUUUUAGCCAACAGUACUACCAAUACCUAAGAGUUGAGCUAAUUAUUACAAAAAAUGACCCAAAUGAAAAAGUAAGCUGUGGCUUAAUAACCUAAAAUUAAGAAAGUGGCUGCUCCCAAAUUUUAUGUUUGUCCUGUAACUACUUGCAAAAAAACAUUCUUUGACAACUCUAAACUCAGAAGACAUUAAUUAGUACACACUGGGGAAAAGCCUUUUAAAUGUGAACUAUGUUAAAAAGGAUUCUCCUUAGAUUUCAAUCUUAAAACUCAUAUGCGUACCCACACUGGAGAAAAACCAUAUUCAUGCAGAUAUCCUGAUUGCCAAAAGCGAUUUAGUUAGUCCAGCAAUCUGACCGCCCAUUUAAAGAAUCAUUAAAAUCCUGAUUACGCUGCAUCUGAAAGCGAAGAAGUUAUUGAUGAACUAGAAGAAGAAAUUGGUGAAGAUGAUGUUGAUUAAUGAAAUUUUAUAAUAAUUAGUUGGCAAAAUUAUUUUUU